AGAGGAGAUUAACGACCAAUUGUUGACCCAAAAGGGCAGUGGGCGAUUCGUAAGCGAAACCGAAGAAAUCAAUAAUGAAUAAACCCGUAUAAAAGUCGUGGGCUGCCUCUUUGAAACGACCUAGGCAUGUUUACGCUCGCUACAAGAUUACUCGCUCCAACUAGACUUCUCAUUGCUAACAAAAACUUCACUUUCUCAAUAAUGGCCGCGGCUACUUUCUCCGCAAACUCGCCGUCUUACACUCCUCUGAAAAGGGUUGGCACCCACAAUGGAAGCUUUCACUGUGACGAAGCACUGGGCUGCUUCAUGAUUCGCCUCACCAACAAGUAUUCCGGGGCCGAAAUCGUACGAACAAGAGAUCCGCAGAUGUUAGAGACUCUUGAUGCUGUUCUUGAUGUUGGUGGAGUGUACGAUCCCAGUCAUGAUCGUUAUGACCACCACCAAAAGGGUUUUGCGGAGGUUUUUGGACAUGGGUUUACUACUAAACUUAGUAGUGCUGGUCUUAUUUAUAAGCAUUUUGGAACAGAAAUAAUUGCAAAAGAGCUUCAGGUUGAUGAAGGGCACCCAGAUGUGCAGAGGUUAUAUUUAGCCAUUUACAAAAGCUUCAUGGAGGCAAUCGAUGCAAUUGACAAUGGAAUCAAUCAAUAUGACACUGAUCAACCUCCUAAAUACGUGAACAACACCCACUUGUCAUCAAGGGUUGGAAAAUUCAAUCUAGACUGGACUGACCCUGAUCAGUCUUCUGAGAAAGAGAAUCAAGCUUUUCAGAAGGCAAUGAAUCUCGCAGGCACUGAGUUCUUAGAUAGUGUUCGAUUUCAUGUAAAAUCAUGGCUUCCAGCUCGCUCAAUUGUCAUGGAAUGUCUUGCAGCAAGAACCAGUAUUGAUCCUAGUGGAGAAAUUAUGGUUUUGGAUAGAUUUUGCCCUUGGAAGCUUCAUUUAUAUGAGCUUGAGCAGGAGUUGAAGACAGAACCAUCUGUUAAAUAUGUUCUUUACCAGGAUGAAAGGAGCAAAAGCUGGAGAGUGCAGGCAGUAGCAAAAUCUCCUGAUAGCUUUGAGAGCAGAAAGGCUCUUCCUGCUCAAUGGAGAGGGUUGAGAGAUGAUGAUCUUUCCAAGGAAUCUGGGAUUCCGGGGUGUGUUUUUGUGCAUAUGAGUGGCUUUAUUGGUGGGAAUCAUACGUAUGAAGGUGCACUUGCCAUGGCUAGAGGUGGCUUAAAGCUCUAAAAAUGGCAUCUUCUUCUACUUUAUUCGCCCCAUUUUCAGCUUUCCAAUUAAAAAAUUUUAUUUAUCUUUUCACAAAGUGUAUUAGAUUGUUAUGCAAAUUAUGAGACAGGUGGAACAGUUGCUUAUUCAGAGUUCUUUUUUCAA
Molecule: messenger RNA, 1365 nt
Organism: Lactuca sativa (garden lettuce)
Lineage: Eukaryota; Viridiplantae; Streptophyta; Magnoliopsida; Asterales; Asteraceae
Cellular component (GO): nucleus; cytoplasm
Source: RefSeq, a predicted model, not a curated record